UAAUUACUUUCGUCGUCAGUGUUAUUUGGACUGCUCUAUUGCUAUCUAUUCGAUUCGUUUUCGUUUCUGGUUAUUCAUCUAACCUCCAACCUGGCAAGGACGAAUUCGAUAGGCAACCUCUUGGGGAUAUCAAUACUCUUGACGUAACCAUAUCGAAACGAACGAUUCUCCGAUUUAUUAUCACGACGACUUUAUACAAAUUCGAUUCCUGAAGCAGCGCGGUCUGCCUAUUUAUAACAUAACCUUUUCAAACUUUCGAUUCAUUGAGAUAGCGCCAUCUUAUUCUCACAACUGUAUAUCUUUCAUAAAAACAAUACGACAUGAUGUCCCCGCCGAUGCAACUUGCCGCGUCCUCUGGCGUUCCAUUCACGCCCACGAGUGAUGCUCUUGACCGCCACGAAUAUGGAAUCACCAAGAGUAGGAAACUUGCGGCCUCGACUGGUGGAGGAAGAGCCUGGAGUGAGGAUGAGGAGGUGUAUCUGCUCCAAACUCGUCUCCAAAAAAUGCCAUAUAAGCACAUUGCUGCUCAUUUGAAGAAGACCGAGCUGGCAUGCCGUCUUCACUAUCACCAGCUUAGCCACGGAAGCAAUCGCCGUAAACGUACUACGUCUGUGUCUUCGGGUUCCUCUACCGGACACUCGCCAAUCUUGCCAGCUACCGUUCCGUCGCCUGUCCGGGAAUCCUCCCCGCGCGAUGACUCUCCGCCUAUGAGUGUCGGUGGCCAUGACGCUGAUUCCCCGAAUUAUACGACUUCGGUACAACUUCCCAGUAUCAUUACAGGUACUAAUGUUUCUCCUCGACUCCCCGCUAUUCUGCCGAAGCCAUCAUCGAUUGCUCUCCCGACUACUGGUUCCGUAGGUUCGUGCAGCUAUUCGAUGCCGGUCUCGGUCCCAGACGCAACUCGGUCGCUGGCACCAUCUCCCUUCCCCCAACCUUCGCCAAUCGGCCAGACGCCAAUUCUUCGACUAGACUGUUCACUGCCGCCACCUUCGGCUCACGUGGACAUCCCUAGACUUCAGUCUAUCUACGCCGCACAUCGAUCAUCAUUUUGGGCGUCUAUCGCGUCUGAAUAUGGCUCAGGAAUCAGUCCAAUUGUUCUAGAGCAGGCGUGGAAGGCGAGCGUCCUUGCGAUGGGGGGACAAACUCCGCUUACCCCUGUCACUAGUCCCAAUGAUCGCGAGAACUUAUACGAAAAGCAUGAUAAGACCCGUAUUAGUGCGAUCCUUGGUAUCGACGCCAACCCACGAAGUCCGAAGGAAAGGGAAUUGGUUCGACGGCUAGAAGAGGAGCGAAGCGUCGGCGUAACUGCUAAUGCUUAAAGAAAUAAUUCUCAGAGUUCUUUUUUGGAUCCAAUACUGCAGCUCAGGCUUGUCACUCUAGUCAAUAGCGUAGCUUGACUUUGGUUU
Molecule: messenger RNA, 1406 nt
Organism: Annulohypoxylon maeteangense
Lineage: Eukaryota; Fungi; Ascomycota; Sordariomycetes; Xylariales; Hypoxylaceae
Exons: 2
Coding region: 321-1319 (332 amino acids)
Source: RefSeq, a predicted model, not a curated record